GUGUGUGCCGAUGGCUGCGGAGAGGGAGCGGGUAGGUGCGGGAAUGUGUUCCCCUCAGUCCGGGCUCCCAACACCGGAGCAGCCCCUCUGUACCCGGACCCCCAGCAGCAGAGAAGGCGGAGGGACGUCGGGUCGCUCCUUCAGGAGGACCCCACUUGGACCAUCCAGAAAAUUAAACGCAAGCUUUAAAUCACCGCUAAAGACCUCCCUGGACCCUGAGCUUGACUCUGCUGGUCUUCAACUUCAAGUGGAAAAUCUCAGGAAGAAAUGUGAUGAUCUUGAUCGUCAGAUUGCAGAACUACUCUCAGAAGGGUACACUCUGAAAGAGCUGGACCAGCACAUUGAUCAGCUCCAUGAGUAUAAUGACAUCAAGGACGUGGGCCAGUUGCUGUUGGGAAAACUGGCAGUCAUCAGAGGGGUGACCACCAGAGAGCUGUACAGUGAGUUUGGACUGGAUUUGGAAGACUAGACUACAAGAGGAGGAGGAUGUGGAUUGUUAUCUGUCAUAAUUUGGGUCUUCACAUUGAUUGCACCAACAAAGAAGACAGAGAGGAUUAUGAUCCAUGAGCAAAAGCCACUGGAAUACCUGGUGUUGAAGUCAGGUGCGAUGUCAGAUGGUGCAACCCAGCUUCAAAACCCAAUAGAUUUCAAGUAUUGCUGAUGGAUGUUCUGGUAGUUGAGUCUAUGGACUUGUUACAACACCUCCAGUGUUUCUCGUCAUUGUUCAGCUCUGAUAUCCCAAGCCUCUUUAUUUGUGUUUUGCUGUAUAAGGUAUUCCUUGUUGAGUAAUUAGGGAGAAUCCCCUCUCUGUUCAUUUCCACGGAGUCCCAGCUGUUCUGAGCAGGAAGGAUUGGCAUUAGAUUUCAGCCAGUUUACUGAGAAAUUACCUCCAGUUUGACCACCUGCAGAUUCUCCAGUGAAUCCUCAGCCCAAUGUUUGAGAAACAGGUGAAAAGUCAGAAAUAUGAUUCAUACUUAAAGGUUUUCAUAUCAACCUCCUGCCAACAGAGGUGAUGGUUUCUGUUUUCCUGGUGUGUGGACAGUGAAUGUCAGAAGGUUGUUCCAUUAUUCGGGCAGCUCAGUUGAGUCCAGUUUUGACCAGACUCUGAACAGGUCACUCCUGCAGCAGGUGGACUGUGAUCAGGAGCAGUCACCCUGCUCAGUUACCUUCUACACACACACACACACACACACACACACACACACACACACACACACACACACACACACACACACACACACACACACCCCCCAGGAUGGAGACUGACUGACUGAUCUCCCCAACAACCAUCACUUGUCCUCUGUGUUGGAGUUACUGAUUCAUUAUUGUUAAAGAAAUCUUCAUCAGAGGUUUAAUCUUUAAGAGGUCAUCAGGACUACACUGUGCCAAUUUCUGGGACUUUAUUUUGUUGUUUGUUGGUCAGUUUUGAUCCUCUACAUUUAAUAAAAAGAAUUUGUUCAGUG
This is a messenger RNA of Hemiscyllium ocellatum (epaulette shark), 1463 nucleotides long. RefSeq names its product SWI5 homologous recombination repair protein (gene swi5). The coding region runs from base 11 to 469 and encodes 152 amino acids. Gene Ontology annotation, biological process: double-strand break repair via homologous recombination. The record is from RefSeq and is a predicted model, not a curated record. Gene Ontology annotation, cellular component: Swi5-Swi2 complex; Swi5-Sfr1 complex. NCBI's taxonomy places the organism in Eukaryota, Metazoa, Chordata, Chondrichthyes, Orectolobiformes, Hemiscylliidae. The transcript has 5 exons.